AAAUAAACAAAUAAAUAAUAUAGAAAAAAUUCAUUGAAAAAAAAACAAUAAAAAUUCCAACAAAAUAAUCGGCACAGCGAAAUUUCAAUAAUGGUGCAUGUUAUACAAAGCAAAGAGGAUUUCGAACAGCAACUGUCCAAUGCCGGCGACAAGCUGAUCGUCAUCGACUUCUGCGCCAAUUGGUGCGGACCGUGCAAAAUAAUUGCACCCAAACUGGAGGAACUGGCCGCCACAUAUGCCGAGCGUGCCGUUGUGCUAAAGGUGAAUGUCGAUGAGAACGAGGAGAUAACAAUUGAGUACAAUAUAACCAGCAUGCCGACAUUUGUGUUCAUCAAGAGCGGCGAGGUACUGGAGGUGUUUGUCGGCGGCAAUUCGGACAAAUUGGCCAAAUCGAUGGAGAAAUAUGUGAGCGACAGCGAUGAGCCGAACGAGGAUAUGCAACAGCAGCUGAGCACAUCCUCGGAGAGCGCUGCCAGCGGCAGCACCAUUUGUGAUCUUGAUGAGGAGGUCGAGGGCGCUCACGAGAUGCCCAUGCGUGUGCAGAGUGCCCUAGACAAGGAGGGCGUCCUGGAGAACUAAGCUAGCACCAAUUGAAUAACCUGUAUUAACUUAAGUAAACGGAAGAACUCAUGCAAACAAAACGAAAUGCCAGUACAAUCCAAAGCGAAAUACAAGAAAACAUAAUACACUUAGCAAUGCCGACCGAAUUCCGAACACUGUACAACAUAACAUUGGAGAUCACUUGACUGUCUUAAGGACGCGUACACUACACUACAACGAACUCUUAACAAACACAAGCCCUGAACAAAUUGUAAAUCACCAUUAAACUUGACUUGUUGCCAACUUAAAGCUAAACACGAUUUUUUUAACAUCA
Molecule: messenger RNA, 874 nt
Organism: Drosophila novamexicana
Lineage: Eukaryota; Metazoa; Arthropoda; Insecta; Diptera; Drosophilidae
Product: thioredoxin-2
Exons: 1
Coding region: 91-579 (162 amino acids)
Molecular function (GO): protein-disulfide reductase activity
Source: RefSeq, a predicted model, not a curated record